Messenger RNA from Chenopodium quinoa (quinoa), 1422 nucleotides. Its product is annotated as ER lumen protein-retaining receptor. Gene Ontology annotation, cellular component: endoplasmic reticulum; membrane; cis-Golgi network. Gene Ontology annotation, molecular function: ER lumen protein retrieval receptor activity. The transcript has 6 exons. Bases 353 to 1000 code for a protein of 215 amino acids. The record is from RefSeq and is a predicted model, not a curated record. Gene Ontology annotation, biological process: endoplasmic reticulum to Golgi vesicle-mediated transport; protein retention in ER lumen. Lineage: Eukaryota; Viridiplantae; Streptophyta; Magnoliopsida; Caryophyllales; Amaranthaceae.
AAAAAAAAUAAAAAAAAAUCACAGAACCUUCUCAACCCUUGAACAAAACAAAAAUAACAGUCACAUUCUAUCAGACUUGCAAAAAUGGUUUUCUAGUGUCCGAAGUCUAGUCUAGACCAACCUUUCUCUCCUCCUAUCUACUCAUUUCAUUGUAUAAUUUCGACCUAAUAAUCCAAUCUAGAAGAAAACUACAAUAGCACUGUAGAAAUAGGGGGAAAACCCUAAAAUUUAUUCCCAAUAUUUCCCAGAUCUUUCUAGAUCUAAGCUAGAAAACGAUCUGGGGUACUAAUUUUUUUUGGGGUUGAUCUUACAUUUUAUUUAUUUUGGUGGGUUUUGAUCGAAAUUAUUCAAGAUGAAUAUCUUCAGAUUAGCUGGUGAUAUGACCCAUUUGGCCAGUGUUCUUGUUUUGCUUCUCAAGAUCCAUACCAUCAAAUCAUGUGCUGGUGUUUCUUUGAAGACUCAGGAACUCUAUGCAAUUGUUUUUGCUACUCGCUACCUGGAUAUCUUCACAGAUUUCAUAUCAGUGUAUAACACUGUCAUGAAGCUAAUAUUUCUCAGCAGCUCCUUUUCAAUUGUUUGGUACAUGAGAAGCCACAAGAUUGUCAAGAGGUCAUAUGACAAAGACCAAGAUACCUUCCGACACUGGUUCUUAGUAUUGCCUUGCUUGCUCUUGGCUUGUCUUAUCAACGAGAGAUUCAAUUUUAAAGAGGUCAUGUGGACAUUUUCCUUGUAUUUGGAAGCAGUUGCCAUACUUCCCCAGCUGGUAUUGUUGCAGAGAACUAGAAACAUUGACAACCUGACUGGACAAUAUGUGUUUCUUCUAGGGGCAUAUCGUUCAUUGUACAUCCUCAAUUGGAUCUACCGCUACUUCACCGAGCCUCACUAUGUCCACUGGAUACCAUGGCUAGCUGGGAUUGUUCAGACACUGCUUUAUGCUGACUUCUUUUACUAUUACUUUGAGAGCUGGAAAAACAACCGAAAGCUCCAGUUACCAGCUUAAGCAUUUCCAAUAACUUGCCUGGGUUGCCAGUUGUGUCUUGAAUUAUUGAAAAAUGAAAAAGUAUGGCCAACAUUUCAUGCAAUGCAAAUAUGCAAUGCCCAAGAUGUGUGAUUUCAUGAACAUGGUUAUCCAUUUACGUUUAGCCUAGCUCUUUUUGUCAGCAAUCUGGAUAUCACUAUGUAUGUUGGGUUUUUGCAACUCUCAGAACCAUGUAUACACUCAGAAUUUUAGAUUUUAUUUCCUGUCUAGUAAAGGCAUUCUUUUCUUCUUCAAAAUAGUGGAGCUGAACCUUAUAUAGAAUACACGAAAUGUCUGAAGAUUUCUUGUAAAUGUUCUGCCCGGCUUUUUAUCUGUCUGCACCAAGAUAUUUCCCAUGUUACACGCCUCAUAUGGUUAUCAUAAGAUCUAUUGGACGAAGCUUU